Messenger RNA from Misgurnus anguillicaudatus (oriental weatherfish), 2505 nucleotides. RefSeq names its product phospholipid scramblase 1. Gene Ontology annotation, cellular component: plasma membrane. NCBI's taxonomy places the organism in Eukaryota, Metazoa, Chordata, Actinopteri, Cypriniformes, Cobitidae. The record is from RefSeq and is a predicted model, not a curated record. Gene Ontology annotation, molecular function: phospholipid scramblase activity. Gene Ontology annotation, biological process: plasma membrane phospholipid scrambling.
UUUCAUACUAAACAAGUUACCGUGGCUUGGCACGCACAUUGUUCACCGAUUUCAUUGAGAUCUGUUUUAAACAGUUUUCUAGUUGGUUUUGCGUGUUCAUUCGCGUUUAAAUGUACACUGAUUUUUAUUUAAAACUGGACUUUAUCUCUAUCGGACCUGUUUAACCUGUUUCUACUUACAAAAACAAUCUCUUUAUAUUUUCUUCGCCCAAAUAGUGACUCGCUCCGGACUGAGAGGAGGCCAUAAAAACACAUUCUUGCUUCAACAUGUCUGGACCAGGCUAUCCAUCGCCAAACCAACCUUCAUAUUCCAUGACCCCUUAUCCCAUGGGAGGCUAUGGAGACCCUGGGCAGGCUGCCCCACCACCUGGAUUUCAAGUCGGGUAUCAUUCAGUUCCAGAUCAGCCGGUCAUGUAUCAGCCUGGUCCAGCUAGUUCACAACCUCAACAGUAUGGAGCUCCUGCACCUGCACCUGUGUCAGUGCCCGCUGGAGUGCCACCUGGUCUGGAGUACCUCACUCAGAUUGAUCAGAUCCUUAUUCACCAGAAAGUGGAGUUAUUAGAAGCAUUGAUUAGCUUUGAGACCAAUAACAAAUAUGAGGUCAAGAACAGCCUCGGCCAGAAGAUCUACUCUGCCAAAGAGAAAAAUGACUGCUGCACGCGUAACUGCUGUGGUGCACUGCGCAGCUUUGACAUGAAGAUCAAAGAUAAUUCUGACCGAGAGGUCAUACGGCUCAUCCGACCUUAUCGCUGUGCCACCUGUUGGUGCCCCUGCUGCCUGCAAGAGCUCGAGGUGCAGGCGCCUCCAGGAACGACCAUAGGAUAUGUAAAACAGGACUGGCACCCGUGCUACCCAAAAUUCUCAAUUCAGGGAGCAAACAAGGAGACAUUGAUGAAGCUCGAUGGGCCCUGCUUGGCCUGUAACUGCUGUGGUGACGUGAACUUUGAGCUAAAAGGCAAGGACGGUGGGCAGUCUAUUGGCCGAAUCAGUAAGCAGUGGAGCGGACUGUUAAAGGAGGCCUUCACUGACGCUGAUAACUUUGGCAUCAAGUUUCCUUUAGACUUGGAUGUGAAGAUGAAGGCUGUACUUAUGGGUGCCGCUUUCCUUAUUGAUUUCAUGUUUUUUGAACAAGUUGGAAACUCCAAACAGCGCAAUACUGUGUUUUCUUAAGCGUGUUUCCAAUUAGUAACUUAGGAAGGAAAUCAAACUAAAAACUACAUACAGCUGGCGCUCCAGUCAAAGGAAUGUUCAUGGUCAUUUUGUAUUGCAAAAUUUACAAUGAUAGACAUCGUACCAUAAGUGCCUGUUGACUGGGUGCCUUUUAAACAAUCAUGGCAUAGAAAAAUACAAAUCACUGAUACAGAAGCAGCUGACAUUUAAGUGUUUUUGUUCCUUAAUUUUUUCUUGCUAUUUAAUAGUCACAUAUAACCUUAUACAAGUGUCUAGGUAUUUUAGGAUUAUGUUAUGUAGUGAUCAUGUUUACCUGGAAAGUAAUGUGAAUGUUUUGUGUGGAUAAGGCAAAGAAAUCAGUUUGUUUAUACAUUACAGGCUUAAAAUUAUUUACAGUACCUAUCCAGAAGUAACGUUAAAGUCAGUUAACACGUCAUGAAAGCAAAUCUGUAAUUUUCUUCAUAGGCUUGAACACAUAACACUGCAGUUAUUUAGAUACAAGGUUUUCCUUUUUAUACAGUACACACACUGCCAAAUAAUCCCAAAAUCGAUUUUUGCAGAGAUGCCAUAGAAGAACCAUUAUUCUUAUAUUGUUAAGUUAUGAUAUACUGAUAUAGUGUAUUACUGUUUUGCUAGUUUCUACUAAGAUGAAAUUGAUAUCAGAUAUUUUUUAGACAAUAUGAAGUACAUUUAGUGUAUCACCAAACCAGUUUCUACCUAACUGCCUAAGAGCCUUUUUUCACUAUGAAGAACCUUUCUGAUGUUUAAUGGAUGUUAUAGGAUCUUCCACACUGACAAACAGCCAUUUAAGAACUUUUAUCUUUAGGAGUGGGCAGCCAGGCAUAUUAUAAAUGAUCUGUUACAGUAUUGCAGUUUUUAACUCGUUCAACUGGUGAUUUUACACUUAAUUAACAUAAUAAGUCAAUUGAAGAAUGAAUGACAACUCUUCAUCAGCCUAUAAAGUUUAUAUCUUACUGGUGCAGGCGUGCAUUGCAAUAAUACACAGAUAUUCCAACUACUUCAAUAUCUUGAUUUGAAGUGGAUAUAAUAUGUCCUUAUCUACGCACUUAAGCCAUUUUUAUAAAUGUUAUGUAUGUCUGUUUUUGUGUUUUUUCUUAUAGUAUAUAAUAUCAGUGUAAUGUUAUAAAUAUACAGACAUUCUAUUGUUAUAUUGGAUGUAUUACAGCCGUGUCUAGAAUAAAGUCAAUAGCAUGCAUGUGUAGAGCCUAUACUACUUAUAUUGCCAUGUGAAAAUUUUCAGUAAUAGAUAAAAAUAUGUACACUGUUCAGAAAGGAAGAGAAAAAACUGGAAAAUAAAUAAAUGAUUAAACAAUUA